GGGAACUGCUCCGCGAGCGCCCUGUUGGAAUGUGAACCCCCGCACCCUGUCGUGGGUGCCGGCUUGUAGCGACCUGGUCCGGCCUCCACUUCCGCUUCCAGGUGUUUGCGGGGUUCAGGCCGCCUGCUGAGGGGUUCGCUCCACAGUCACGUCGGCAGGGCUGUGGUUGUCGCCUCUUCCUGCAGCGCCAGGCUCCUCCCGCCCUCACAAUCGACUUAAGUGCUUCUCCGUGCACCGCGGUUGGGUGGAAACAACCCCCUCCCGGCGGUUUAGACGUUGGCCUGCAGGAGAAGAUGCACUUUCUGUAUUUCUCUAAGGCAGGAAGUCAUUAUGCAACUAACACAUUUUCAUCAGAUUUCCUCUGAUUUACCGUGAAGUGUAUGUGGGGAUAAUGUACACUGCCAAGAAAUGUGGGAUUAAAUUCCAGCCUCCAGCUAUUAUCUUAAUCUAUGAGAAUGAACUCAAGGGGAAAAGUCGCCAGCGCAUUAUGCCAGUUCGAAACUUUUCAAAGUUUUCAGAUUGCUCCAGAGCUGCUGAACAAUUAAAGAAUAAUCCACGACACAAGAGUUACCUGGAAGAAGUAUCCCUGAGGCAGCUGGAGAAAUUAUUCAGCCUUUUACGAGGUUACUUGUGGGGACAGAGUUUGGCAGAAACAAUGGAACAAAUUCGACGGGAAACAACCAUUGAUCCUGAGGAAGACCUGAACAAACUAGAUGACAAGGAGCUUGCCAAAAGGAAGAGCAUCAUGGAUGAACUUUUUGAGAAAAAUCAGAAGAAGAAGGAUGAUCCGAAUUUUGUUUAUGAUGUUGAGGUUGAGUUCCCACAGGAUGAACAACUGCAGUCCUGUGGCUGGGACACAGAGUCAGCUGAUGAGUUCUGAUGCCAGACACUAAAAAAAUUUAUUGGGAUAGCUGAAUAUCCAUAUUUAUACAAAGUACAUAAAUUGAUUCUAGAAAAAAAUCUUUAAAGAAUACUAAAUGUAUAUGUUGGGUCAUAAUUGGAUUGACCGUGUUACUUUUCAAAACCAGGAUAUUUAAAGCAUCUACUAUGUAGGUGCAUGAGGAAUAUAGGCAAAAGAGAAUAAAGGAAUCUGCCUUUGAGGAGCUUACAAUUGAAUUGGAAGAUAAGUCAGAAACCUACGAAAAGCUAAUGUACAGUAUUAGGCAGUGAAAACAUUAGAGUCAGAUGCUUAAAUAAAGGCUAAAGAAGGUUAGAGCCUAGAGUAUCGUAGGGUAGAAUAGUAAGGGAAGACUUUGUCCUUUAGUGGGGAGACAGGACUUUGCCUAGUCCUUGAAAUGGUAGUAGUUGAAUAGAAGCUUGUGUAGGAUUCCAGAUGAGAACAACUAGAAAGAAGGGGGAGGGAGGAAGUAAAACAACAAGAAAUAGA
This is a messenger RNA of Propithecus coquereli (Coquerel's sifaka), 1387 nucleotides long. RefSeq names its product centrosomal protein 19kDa (gene CEP19). The transcript has 3 exons. Gene Ontology annotation, biological process: microtubule anchoring at centrosome; trans-Golgi to periciliary membrane compartment transport. Lineage: Eukaryota; Metazoa; Chordata; Mammalia; Primates; Indriidae. The record is from RefSeq and is a predicted model, not a curated record. Gene Ontology annotation, cellular component: spindle pole; ciliary basal body; centriole. Bases 392 to 880 code for a protein of 162 amino acids.